AGAAAUUAAACCAGGAAUAACCGAUGCAGAACCCUUGCCUCAACCAUACCCCAGUAUUUCCUGACACAGAUUUUUGCUGACAGUCCAUCCUAACUAAAGAAUGGGGUUCAACCUGACAUUUACAAAAUUACCAGCCGAGAGUAAGCUAUAAUUGGCCAAGUCAGCGGUGACACUCAACCUAUUAUCUCGUGGUUUCUGACAAGUUCCUGGUUUUCAUCUGCUCUUGAAGACAAACAAGAACUCUGUGUGUAACAGCCUUAAUUGGGAGCCCACAGUGAGACCUUCUGAAAUGAGAGCUGUCCACUUGCAGAGGAAGCUCUAGAGGCAGGAUCAUCUGUAAAGAAAUACUUUGGCCACUUCAAGAUGACAAGCAUUCACUAAAAAUUACUUCAUUGAAAAGAAACUUCAUACAAAAAAUUUUUAAAGCACACUGGCUGAGGAGGGGCUGUAUCCCCAGAACUGGAACCCCUGGGAGCAGACAGCAUACCCCUGUGAGACUGGCUCUUAGACUAAGCUGCAUCUGACCACCAGGGAACAAGAAAAAUUAAUUACUAGACACAGAAUCUCUCACAGUGGAUGUUAAAAAUAGAAAAUGUGGGCCCUUUGCUUUUCAUCUAAAACAUGAAAAAAGCCACAGAAGACCUGCAACUGCAAAGUAGCAAAUGAGGGUAAACGAGCAUGAUCAGACCAGGCCGCUCCUUCAGAAGUUACAAAAUGUUGAAUUCCACCACCUCUCAGCCUCCUGCGGAGUCCUGCUCACAAAACCCCGUCAUAACACAGCAAAUCAUUCCUGUGCUUUACCUGCUGGUCUUCAUCGCGGGUGUGCUGCUCAACGGCGUGUCGGCGUGGGUCUUCUGCUACGUGCCCAGCUCCAAGAGCUUCAUCGUCUAUCUCAAGAACAUUGUGGCUGCUGACUUCCUGAUGAGCCUGACCUUCCCCUUCAAGAUCCUCAGCGACUCGGGCCUGGGCCCCUGGCAGCUGGGCGUGUUUGUAUGCCGGGUGUCGGCCGUGCUCUUCUAUGUCAACAUGUACGUCGGCAUCAUGUUCUUUGGGCUUAUCAGCUUCGACAGAUAUUACAAAAUCGUGAAGCCUCUCCUGACUUCUUUCAUCCAGUCAGUGACUUACAGCAAACUCCUGGCAGUGACGGUGUGGCUGCUGAUGCUCCUGCUCGCUAUCCCCAACAUUAUCCUGACCAACCAGAGUGCUAAGGACAGCACACAUGUGAAAUGCAUGGAGCUUAAAAACCAACUGGGACUCAAGUGGCACAGGGCAUCAAACUACAUCUUCGUGGGCAUCUUCUGGAUUGUGUUCCUUCUGCUAAUCAUUUUCUACACUGCCAUCACGAGGAAAAUCUUCAAGUCCCACAUGAAGUCCCGAAAGAAUUCCAUUUCCGUCAAGAGGAAAUCCAGCCGCAAUAUAUUCAGCAUCAUGCUGGUAUUUUUUGUCUGCUUUGUACCUUACCACAUUGCCAGAAUCUCCUACACACAGAGCCAAACAGGAGCCCCUUUCAGCUGCCAGUCCAAGGAAAUCUUGUACUAUGUGAAAGAAUUCACUCUGAUACUGUCAGCAGCAAAUGUGUGCUUAGACCCCAUUAUUUAUUUCUUUCUAUGCCAGCCAUUUAGAGAAAUCUUGUGUAAGAAAUUGCACAUCCCACUAAAAGCUCAGCAUGACCCAGAAACUUCCAAAACCAGGAGGGGAAAUAUGAUGCACGAAAGCACAGAUACGCUGUGAUUUCCCACCUUUCAAAUGAGGUCCCUGUGUGCGUGUUGUAGCUUUCAUUUACACAAUGAGAGGAGUAAAUGGGGGAAGGCCGUGAUAGUAAGCAUCGUCACUGAGCAUUACUCUCCAAUUAGUAUAAUAAUUAAAAUGUAAGUUUCCAUGCUUUUGUGUAACAUCAAAGAAAAAGUAAUACAUACAUAUUUCAAUCAUACCAAAAUAGAAGGUUUAAAUUAAACACUCAUCUGGUCAGUUAAUAUAGAAUUUUAAGCAGCAAUAAGAAAAUAGACAGCAAUCAAGACAAUUCUCAGGGGUGUCUUUCCUCUCUAAAUGCAAUAAUUAAGUUAGUAAGUUAUGGGCAGUUUUUUCAACAGGAUCAUCAAGACCAACUUAAAGGCAGGCAACAGCUAAAGGCCUGUUGUAGUGAGGGAGUCAAGCUGUCUGAUUUGAAGGAGAAAAAGGAGACACCCACUGAUCUAUCUCAUGGCAUUUUAAAGGAAAGUAGAUAUAAAUUAUGUACUUUGCAAUAAAAAAUGUAAUUUUUUCUGAUAGUAUUUUGAGGAUGAUAUAAAUACAUUUUUAAUAACGUCCUCUGCAGAGAUUGGUUAAGCCACUUCAUGAGCCUGGUGUUCCAGUGUUAGAGUAUUUUUAAAAGUGGGCUCAAGCCCGGGCUGGUUUGGCUCAAUGGAUAGAGUGUUGGCUUGUGGACUGAAGGGUCCCGGGUUUGAUUCUGGUCAAAGGCACAUGCCCAGUUUACAGGCUCAAUCCCCAGUAGGGGCUGUGCAGGAGGCAGCCGGUCAAUGAUUCUUUCUCAUCAUUGAUGUCUGUCUCUCUGUCUUUCUCUCUCUCUCUCUCUCUCUCUCUCUCUCUCUCUCUCUCUCUCUCUACCUCUCUGAAACCAAUAUAUACAUAUAUAUAAAAUAUAUUAAAAAAAAAAAAGUGGGCUGGACCAAGGGAAGCUAGAUAUGGGCACGUGUUGCGACGACUUCUCCUGUUCAUGGCAGGGACAAAAACAGGAUGCCUGGGAGAAAGACACUCUCUCUCUCUCUCUCUCAGGCUGGCCACAUACAUUCUUCCCUGGGGAGGGGGAAACAACUUUCUUAGAAAGCAACUGGACUAUAAAAAAAAAUUAUCUAAAAUGUAUAAUAAUGAGUGACAAGUUAUUCAUAAAAUGAAAACUUACACAUCACAUUUUAUGAAAAUAAUGAAUUAAAAUGGGCUAUGGUUGCUGGCUUAUGACUUAUGAAAACAAUCUUUCUUUGCUAUUAACCAGCUGGAAGACAUUCAGCCCAUCUUUCCAAUGUUCUUUUCAAACAUUUUUAUAAGUCAUGUUUAUA
This is a messenger RNA of Myotis daubentonii (Daubenton's bat), 3053 nucleotides long. RefSeq names its product purinergic receptor P2Y14 (gene P2RY14). Lineage: Eukaryota; Metazoa; Chordata; Mammalia; Chiroptera; Vespertilionidae. The record is from RefSeq and is a predicted model, not a curated record. Bases 679 to 1731 code for a protein of 350 amino acids. Gene Ontology annotation, molecular function: G protein-coupled purinergic nucleotide receptor activity. Gene Ontology annotation, biological process: G protein-coupled receptor signaling pathway. Gene Ontology annotation, cellular component: membrane. The transcript is spliced from 5 exons.